This is a messenger RNA of Vigna angularis (adzuki bean), 1747 nucleotides long. Its product is annotated as ribulose bisphosphate carboxylase/oxygenase activase, chloroplastic. The transcript is spliced from 7 exons. Gene Ontology annotation, molecular function: ribulose-1,5-bisphosphate carboxylase/oxygenase activator activity; ATP hydrolysis activity; ATP binding. Gene Ontology annotation, cellular component: chloroplast stroma; thylakoid. Lineage: Eukaryota; Viridiplantae; Streptophyta; Magnoliopsida; Fabales; Fabaceae. The coding region runs from base 114 to 1547 and encodes 477 amino acids. The record is from RefSeq and is a predicted model, not a curated record.
UUCUGUUCACUCAAUUGCACCAUUACUAUAAGUCCUUCCCUAUUGUAAUUUCUGCAAGCUCAAAAGCCUUGCGCUGUAUUUGCUUUCUCUGCCACUCUGAGCUCAAAACUGUCAUGGCUGCCUCAGUCUCCUCUGUUGGAGCUGUCAACGGAGCUCCACUGAGCUUGAACAGAUCUGGAGCUGGAGCUUCAGUUCCCAGUUCAGCCUUUUUUGGCAGCAGUUUGAAGAAGGUUACAGUCUCAAGGGUCCCUCAGACCAAAAUUUCCUCUGGGAGUUUCAAAAUUGUUGCUGCAAAAGAGAUUGAUGAGAACCAGCAGACUAAUAAGGACAGAUGGAGAGGUCUUGCCUACGAUAUUUCAGAUGACCAGCAAGACAUCACAAGGGGGAAGGGUUUGGUUGAUCCCCUUUUCCAAGCUCCAAUGGAUACUGGAACUCACUAUGCAGUCAUGAGCUCUUAUGAGUACCUCAGCACUGGACUUAAACAGUACAACUUGGAUAACACAAUGGGCGGAUUUUACAUAGCUCCUGCUUUUAUGGACAAGCUUGUUGUUCACAUCACAAAGAAUUUCAUGACCCUGCCAAACAUCAAGGUUCCUCUCAUUCUUGGUAUCUGGGGAGGCAAAGGUCAAGGAAAAUCCUUCCAAUGCGAGCUUGUGUUUGCCAAGAUGGGAAUCAACCCUAUCAUGAUGAGUGCUGGAGAGUUGGAGAGUGGAAAUGCAGGAGAGCCAGCAAAGUUGAUCAGGCAAAGGUACCGUGAAGCUGCUGAUAUAAUAAAGAAGGGAAAGAUGUGCGUUCUCUUCAUCAAUGAUCUUGAUGCAGGAGCUGGUCGACUUGGUGGAACCACUCAGUACACUGUGAACAACCAGAUGGUGAAUGCCACCCUCAUGAACAUUGCUGAUAACCCCACAAACGUUCAGCUCCCUGGUAUGUAUAACAAGGAAGAGAAUCCCCGUGUGCCCAUCAUUGUCACCGGUAACGAUUUCUCAACACUGUAUGCUCCUCUCAUCCGUGAUGGUCGUAUGGAGAAGUUCUACUGGGCACCUACCAGAGACGACCGAGUUGGUGUCUGCAAGGGAAUUUUCCGCACUGACAAUGUUCCCGAAGAUGACAUUGUCAAGCUUGUUGAUACCUUCCCUGGCCAAUCCAUUGAUUUCUUUGGUGCACUCAGGGCUAGAGUAUAUGAUGAUGAAGUGAGGAAGUGGGUUUCUGGUGUUGGUAUUGAGGGUAUUGGGAAGAAGCUUGUGAACUCAAAGGAAGGACCUCCAACCUUUGACCAGCCCACGAUGAAUUUGAAUAAGCUCUUGGAGUAUGGUAACAUGCUUGUCCAAGAACAAGAGAAUGUGAAGAGAGUCCAACUGGCAGACAAGUACUUGAACGAAGCUGCCCUUGGUGAUGCCAAUGAAGAUUCCAUCAAGAGAGGAACUUUCUAUGGCAAAGCGGCACAGCAAAUAAAUGUUCCUGUUCCUGAAGGUUGUACUGAUCCAAAUGCCGAAAACUUCGACCCAACUGCAAGAAGUGAUGAUGGAACCUGCUUAUACACCGACUGAGAACUUGAGCAUUCUCCGCUUGAGGAGAAACUAGGACAUGAGAUAAUCGAAUAAUUGUAUCUAGUUCAUACUGGAUUGUUAUCCCAUUUUGUAAUUUUAGUUGCAUUGUUAUCCCAUUUUUCAGCCUUUGAUUUGUUGCUUUUCCACAUUUAACUUCUGGUUUGAAACGAUGUUAAUAUUAUCCUAUCUGGUUAUUUCAA